Eublepharis macularius is the source of this 3937-nucleotide messenger RNA. It is a transcript of the gene UAP1L1, whose product is annotated as UDP-N-acetylglucosamine pyrophosphorylase 1 like 1. NCBI's taxonomy places the organism in Eukaryota, Metazoa, Chordata, Lepidosauria, Squamata, Eublepharidae. Gene Ontology annotation, molecular function: UDP-N-acetylglucosamine diphosphorylase activity. The transcript has 9 exons. The record is from RefSeq and is a predicted model, not a curated record. The coding region runs from base 292 to 1821 and encodes 509 amino acids. Gene Ontology annotation, biological process: UDP-N-acetylglucosamine biosynthetic process.
UGCCUCGCCUCCUCCGUUCUUCGGCGGCUCUUGGCCGGGCUGGGCCAUCCGUCUGAUUGGACGGAGGCCCUUCGAAGCCGAAGUGGGCAGGAGGAGGACAAGGUACACGGGGAGGAAGGGAAACGCGCGUUCCAGCAGAAGGAAGCGCAGCGGCCCGCGCGCGCCCCCGAGCAAAGUUGCAGCCGCUGGAGGUUGAGGCAGGCGCGCGCUCCAGACCAAGUCGCCUUUGCAGUUUGCGUCUCUCCCACUUUGCCGGGGAAGUGCGAGGAGCCGCUGCCGCGGGAAAGGGCCAUGGGGCCGUCGGAAGAGGAGCUCCGGGCGCGCCUGCAGCGGGUCGGCCAGGCUCACCUGCUGCGCUUUUGGGCCGAGCUGGAACCGGCCCAGCGGGACUCUCUUCGAGAGACGCUGGCGCAGCUGAGCGCCGAAGAGCUGGACGAGCACUGCAGGCGGGCGGCGGAGGCCUGCGCUCGGGAGCGAGGAGGCGCUGGCCAGGGCGGGCUGGACGGCAGCCUGGAGCCCAUCCCGGCCGAGCUCCUGGGCAGUGUCUGCAGGAGCGACGGGGCGAUGCUGGAGAGGUGGGAGGAAGAAGGACUCCGCCAGAUCUCUCAGGACAAAGUGGCAGUGCUCCUCCUGGCCGGGGGACAAGGAACGCGCCUGGGGGUGCCUUAUCCCAAGGGCAUGUAUGACGUGGGGCUGCCCAGCCACAAGACCCUUUAUCAGAUCCAGGCAGAGAGGAUCCGCAGAGUGGAGCAGUUGGCUGGUGGGCGUUUCGGUGUGCAGUGCACCAUCCCAUGGUAUAUUAUGACAAGCGAGUUCACGCUGGGGCCAACGGAGAAGUUCUUCCAAGAGCAUAACUAUUUUAACUUGAAGAAACCAAACGUCGUCAUGUUUGAGCAGAGGAUGCUUCCUGCUGUCACAUUUGAUGGGAAGGCGAUCCUGGAAGAGAAGGGCAAGGUUGCCCUAGCUCCAGAUGGCAAUGGUGGUUUGUACCGUGCUCUAAUGGAAAACAAGAUCCUGGAGGAUAUGGACCGACGUGGCAUUCAGUACAUCCAUGUCUACUGUGUGGACAACAUCCUUGUCAAAAUGGCAGAUCCAGUCUUCAUUGGCUUCUGUGUCUCUAAAGGGGCUGAUUGCGGUGCUAAGGUAGUGGAGAAAGCAUACCCCACUGAGCCUGUGGGGGUGGUGUGUCGUGUGAAUGGAGUAUGUCAGGUGGUGGAAUACAGUGAAAUCACCUUGGAUACUGCACAGAUGCGGAACCCUGAUGGCCGUUUGACAUACAGCUCCGGUAAUAUCUGCAAUCACUUCUUCACUCUCGGAUUCCUUCGGGCCAUAGCAGAGAAAUUUGAGCCCCAGCUGAAGUACCACGUGGCUAUUAAGAAGGUGCCGUUUGUCAACGAGGAGGGCAAUCUGGUAAAGCCUCUAAAACCCAACGGGAUAAAGCUGGAGAAGUUUGUGUUUGAUGUGUUCCAGUUUUCUAAGAAUUUUGUGGCCUUUGAAGUCCCAAGAGAAGAUGAAUUUUCCCCAUUGAAAAAUGCAGACACUGCCAACAUAGAUACACCCACCAUGGCUCGGCAGGCACUCCUGUCCCAACACUACCGCUGGGUGGUAAAGGCUGGAGCUACAUUUGUUGAUGCCAGUGGCCAAAGAAUAGAUAAGAAGCACAGUUUAUCCGGAGAUGAAGAGUCACCUGUUGUAUGUGAGAUUUCGCCUCUAGUCUCUUAUUUUGGUGAGGGUCUGGAGACAUACCUGAAGUCAAAAAACCUUCAGUCACCUUUUCUUCUGGAUGAAAGUGCAGCGGAAUUCAUGGCACAGCAUGAAUGAAGGAGACCUCUAAGUCAGGAGAUAAACUUUGGCAACCAGCAGGACUUUUUUUCAGGGGGAACGCAGUGGAACAGAGUUCUGGAACCUCUUGAAAAUGGUCACAUGGGUGGUGGCCCCGCCCCCAAUCUAAACUCCCCUCUGGAGAUCAGGGGCGGGGCCACCACCCAUGCGACCAUUUUCUCAGAGAGGCAACCCACUGAGUUCCACCACCUCUUUUCCCAGAAAAAAAGCCCUGGCAACCAGUAUUUUCUGGGGAGUUCCUUAUUUUCAAGUAUCUUUCAUAGAUUUCUUAAUUUUUUUCCCUAGGAAAAGAGUACUUUGGAGAUGACAGAUGAUCGGAAUUAAUUCUAUGUCAAUAAACUCUUACUAUAUUUUUUUGUAAAACUGAAAUCUAGCAUAAUUACUUCAAUGUGUUUUUGAUCGGGAUGUGAUGUUCUAUAAUUCUGCUCCUGGCUGCCAAAUAGCUUUAUUAAAACCUGGAUGAUAACAUGGAAAUUGCCAGCUGAGAUAGAAGCCAUUCUGUCCAUUCUGUAGUGGAAGAUUUGGCGGUGGUGCAACUGCAGAUGAGAGUUUGGCCUGUUUUAAUGUUAAAAUCAGUUGCCUGUGAGGCUAAAAGGGGACAGCAGAAGAGACUGCCCCUAGCUCAUAGGGGGUCUCAUAGAGGGCUCAAAGUGGGCCCCACACCCUAAAGCAUUGCGCUUGAAAGUCUGUGUUUAACUUGUGUAGCUGGCCUGAGCUUGAAAGUGCUGUUCUGACCGAUGAGAAGACUGUAGUUAAAUUUGGACAAUGGAAGGCUGGCGAAGGACUGCCUCGAGACCAAUGAGGCUGGCACCAAACCUGCCUGCAAACAACCACCAAGCAAGCAUUUUGACUGUAAAACAGACAUUUUUCUUCUCCUAAACUUUGAAGUUGGGUAAUAUUGUGCCAUGCUCUUUGUAGCUCUUUUGAAAAGUGCCUUUUGACCCUGAAGAUGCUGCAUGUUCUGGAGAGGGAGGAAGAGAGGGAGAAAAAUACUUGUGCCUGCUUGGCACCAGAUACCUUAAAGUGCUUUGAAGGUAGGGCUGGGCUGGCACUUGGUCCUUUGUUUGCUCUGUGCAAAAGUGGUAACAUCAGAAAAUAGGAUGUGAAAGAAAUAAGAGGGCUAGCAGCCUCUGAAAUGGCAGGUUGGCUGUGGCAACUUGAUGAGUGUACAGGGUAGGGGGGCCCUUUCUACUUCUAUACCCAGUUCAUCCCAAUCCUGUGCCAGAAAAAAACUGUGCUGACUUGUAUACUUUAUACAGUCUCAGCACAUUUGCAUGGUUGCCUUACUGAGUUUAAUUUAUUCUGUACUUUUUGCAUAAAUUUGGUUUUGCUUGUAGAAGGAGCCUGAAAAGCCAUCCCAGCUAUUCAAAAUCUUACUCAGCCACUUCUCCAGCUUCUGAGAUUUUAGUGGGCAUAGCUUAUCUGUUUUCAAGCAUAUUUUCACUACUGUAAGACCUAGAAGCUUUUGUUAAGAUGAAUAAAAAACCUGACAGUUAAAAGUGGCUAAACAAAUUUUGCACCUUCUCUCAUCUUCUGAGUACUGACUUCUGCUUGCACCAAACAAUAGCAACAGAUCUAUUCCUUCUGUGCUAAAAGGAGUGAUGUGAUUUGAUCCUUAGAAGAAAGGUGUUGAUGAAAAUACAUUAAGCUGUACAGUAAAGAGUAGGAUACAUAAAGAUUUAUUUGCAAUACAUAUUCAGAUACUUAGGUUUCUGAAAUAUUAGCAAAAACUGACCAUUUGUAUAUGUUUUUAAUUCUGUCGGACUAGAACAUUCCUUUUGCAUUUGAAAGCUGGGAUCCCGAAUGAUGGGAGAUUUGCACUACCCUGGCCCAAAAGCAUUUUUGCUUUUGAAUAUGGGCGCAUCUAAGUUUUUCAGUGAGGGUUUUCAUUCUUAUGAACUUAAAGAGUAGGUAAGAAGGAGCCUUAUUCUAGAUUAUCUGCUGUAUAUUAAAUUGCAAAGAUGACAUGGGCACUUCUUAAAUAGCUUUGAUUCUGUUGCAUUAUGCAGCUCUUUGAAAUAUCGAACACCUGUACUGAUAAUAUUGUGAAUGAAUAAAGGUGCUUGCAGACCAUGCGAGUGAAACAAGAAAUCAA